CCCGCGCUCUCUGAUUGGCUGCGACGCGCUCGGUGGCGGCCGGGCCAAGAUGGCGGCGGAGCGCGCGGACGCGGCGGCGGCCGGGACCGGGGAGCCCCUCAGGGACCCGCGAGCCCCCGAGCGCUCCCCCUACGCGGGAUGGGCCCACCCCGAGCUCCAGGCCACGCUCGCCGGCAUCGGAGCCCCCGCGCAGGGGACCCGUGAGGAGCUGCUGGAGCGGCUCCAGGCUUACACCCUGCAGACUGGGAUCGUGCUGAGCCGCCCCACCCUGCGCCCCGAGGAGGGGGACAAGGCCCCGCCCCCCCAGCUGCCCCCAGCGCUGCCCCUGCAGCACCCCCUGGUGCCCCCCCCUCCCCCGCCGGGGUUGGGGCUCGGCUUCGGGCUGGGGGGGCCCGUGGGGGGGGUCCCGGUGCCGCCGCCGCCCCCCCCCGCGGGGCUCUCCGAGGAGGAGCGGCUGACGCUGGCCCAGCAGCAGGCGGCCAUGCUGCUGCAGGAGGAGCGGGCGCAGGGCCAGCACCCGUUUGGGGACAAGGCCAAGGAGCAGGAGCUGCUGGAGCAGCAGAAACGGGGACAGGGGGGCUGA
Molecule: messenger RNA, 583 nt
Organism: Pyrgilauda ruficollis (rufous-necked snowfinch)
Lineage: Eukaryota; Metazoa; Chordata; Aves; Passeriformes; Passeridae
Product: splicing factor 3B subunit 2-like
Exons: 6
Coding region: 50-583 (177 amino acids)
Source: RefSeq, a predicted model, not a curated record